CUUGGUACGGGUCCUCUGUCACAGUAUAAAAGCUGAAGGGUACUUCAUUGUUGUUCAUCUUCACUGAACAAUGACUACAAUGAACAUCUGUUGGUUUAUAACUAUUCUGCUACUGCUACAUUCCUGCAAUCCAGGGGAUGGCAUGGAUCACGGUAUUGUCGGGGGUCAUGUGUCCGUUCCACACAGUCGGCCUUACAUGGUCUACAUUCAAGACUCAAGAAGUAAAGCAGCGUGUGACGGUUUUUUGGUAAGAGAAGAUUUUGUGAUGACAGCCGCCCACUGCAAAAAAAGUACUCUCAAGGUGUAUUUGGGCGUCAGUGACACAACUUUGUUACCCCAUGGCAUAGAGGUAGAUUCCUUUCCACAUCCAGGUUUCGAGAACAAACCCGGUAAUGACAUCAUGCUACUAAAGCUUAAAACUCCAGCAACUUUGAACAAGACUGUGACUAUCAUUGACCUGCCAAAUCCUUGGAAUGACAAAAUGUUCAAGGACUGUUUGGUUAUGGGAUGGGGCUCGAUGGUAUAUAAACAUUAUUCUCCAUCGACAGUCCUGAGAGAAUUAAACGUGACUCUGAAAAACCUCGCACAUUGUUUUGAACCUGACGUCAUAUGCAACGAAGACCCAUUCGGCCCAGCACAGGGAGACUCUGGAGGUCCUCUUGUCUGUAAAGAUAUCGUAAUGGGUAUUGUGUCUUUUAACCUGGAGAAGACCGAAGGCUACCUUACAGGAUACACACGUAUUUCUCAGCACCUUCUAUGGAUUAAUGAAAUCAUGAAGAAAAACAACAUAUGAAAGGCUGAGCCAGAUAAACACAAUAUGUGUAACAUUAACGCCAUUUAAAAAAAGAAUUUCUUCAUCUGCAAUGUAAUGUACUAGAUUAAAAUAAAACUUAAUCUCAUAAAAGUCUGUUGACUUUCUGUGGCUACAUGAUCUGUAUCACGAGUAUUCACGCCACAUAGUGGUGAAUGUCUAUAACACAGAUUCAAAUAAGUGGAGAAUUUAGCAUUUUCUUCAAUAUUCAACAAAGGACAAUCUGGUACUGGAAGUACUCAAAUGACACCGUGGUAAAGGAGUUAUAACUUAAACUUAAAUGAAGUUAUACUAUAUUGUUCAGGUCUAAGGCUCAUAGACUUUUGAUAUGAAGCCCUGAUACGACUCUUUCAUCAACGUCAAUCCAGAGGUCGUGAUUUAUCAUUGCAUCAUAGUAAGAUUGUUUGGAGGACAACGUAUUUUGGGAAAACUUAAAUAAUGUCUAUAGAGCCUAUUGACAAGAAAAACUUGUUUCUUCCCACGGGUGUACAGUUUUCUCAUCACCAAAGUGUGUUACGACAGCAGCAAAAGAGCGAGAUCUCAGAUAAACUGACCAGAAUUUAAAGUGUGGUAAAGUAUCUACAAUCUGUAUACUGUAUGGGUCUUUUGACACAGUACAAAAGUAAACUUCUAGAAUUUUACUGUGGUUCACACUUGGGACAAGCAAAGCCUGCAAUGAACAUCUGUUGGUUUAUAACUUUUCUGCAACUCCUGCGUUCCUGCACUCCAGGUAAACACUUUAUACAUUUCUGGACUUCUAUCUUUUAAAUUGUUUCCUAGACUUGGAGGAAAUUAGUCAGUAAAUCCGAUUGUUAAUGGUCACAUUAAUAUGUUAAAUGUUCACUAUAGGCAUUAACUAAACAGGAAAACAAGUGUCAUCAAAACUUUUUCUUUUAGGGGAUGGCAUGGAUCAUGGUAUCGUCGGAGGUCAUGCGUCCGUUCCACACAGCCGACCUUACAUGGUCUACAUUCUUGACUCAAUAACCCUCACAGCGUGUGACGGUUUUUUGGUGAGAGAAGAUUUUGUGAUGACAGCCGCCCACUGCAAAAUGAAGUAAGUAAUAUAACAUGCUACAUGUGACCAAUGACGUUAAAAGAUAAGAUCUGUGUGUUGAUAUAUGAAGCAACUCGACAAGAAUUAUUUUUGUAUUAUGUGGACAUUAUGUGUAAUUGACUCCAAUUUAUAUAUAAUAGUUAUUUAAUGAACAACUUUCCUGUUAGCUUUAGACAUCUCAGGGUGUAUUUGGGCGUGAACGACACAAAGUUUUUACACCAUGGCAUAGAGGUAGAUUCCUUUCCACAUCCAGGUUUUAAGAAAAGAAUGAUUGGUAACAACAUCAUGCUUCUAAAGGUGUGUCUUUGUUGUCUUUGUUGUCUUUAUUUGGCAUCAAAAACUUUCAAUGUGUGUGUUCAAUCAAAAAACCUAUGAGGUAUCUGCUCACACAAGAACAUCCCAUAUUCCCAUCUAUCUUAAAACUCCAGUAACUUUGAACAAGACUGUGACUAUCAUUGACCUUUCAAAUCCUUGGAAUGACAAAAUCUCUAACGACUGUUUGGUUAUGGGAUGGGGCUCGAUGAUAUAUGAUCACGAUUCUCCAUCGACAGUCCUGAGAGAAUUAAAAGUGACUCUUACAAGUGACGCAAACUGUCUUAAGCCUGAUAUUAUAUGCCAUAAAGGCAAAGUUGGGCCAUCACUGGUAUGUAUUUGAUAAAAUGUUGCUUUUUAUGUUGAACGGGAACAGUUUAUUUUAUUGUAUAAUGAUUAUAUAUUGACUAACUUCAUGUCAUUCACAGGGAGACUCUGGAGGCCCUUUUAUUUGUGGAGGUGUUGCACAAGGCAUUGUGUCUUUCUACAUCAGCAUAUCUGAAGACUACAUAUCAGGAUAUACUCGUAUAUCUCAGCACCUACUAUGGAUUAAUAAAGUCAUGACUAAGGCAAACAAAGCUGAUAAAGUCAACAUUUGAGCCAUUUAAAAA
Messenger RNA from Triplophysa dalaica, 2788 nucleotides. Its product is annotated as granzyme-like protein 1. Gene Ontology annotation, biological process: proteolysis. Bases 71 to 793 code for a protein of 240 amino acids. Lineage: Eukaryota; Metazoa; Chordata; Actinopteri; Cypriniformes; Nemacheilidae. The transcript has 5 exons. The record is from RefSeq and is a predicted model, not a curated record. Gene Ontology annotation, molecular function: serine-type endopeptidase activity.